This is a messenger RNA of Salvelinus sp. IW2-2015, 1566 nucleotides long. RefSeq names its product MIS18 binding protein 1 (gene mis18bp1). Gene Ontology annotation, cellular component: chromosome, centromeric region. The record is from RefSeq and is a predicted model, not a curated record. NCBI's taxonomy places the organism in Eukaryota, Metazoa, Chordata, Actinopteri, Salmoniformes, Salmonidae.
AAGUUGUUUGCGGAAGUGACGCAUUUGAAAUCGCCGUCCAAUCACAGGACAUUCGAGGGAAGUUCAAAUUAUGGAUCUCUGCGAAACCAGCAAUCAAUGGACCAUUUUGAAAUGAUCAGAUCGUGGUUGCAUAUAGUUAGCUAGUUUACUUAAGUGGCUCCAGUUGACAUUCCUCUACAUARCGUAAAAAAUCGAUGGUGAAAAACAUGUUUACUCCGUCAAGACACAACAGAGAAGCAACUUAUUUUCAUGAAGAAGAUCCAGUUGGUAGAGACCGAAUUAUUUUCCCUGCAUUGAAGGCUUUUGGGACAAGCGAGCUGAUAUCCAGGGAACCCGUUGAAAGCCCAGCCAAGGUAUUUGCGAGGAUGAAAGCUAGAGUACAGGCAGAGAUAAUACCGGUUGAGAACGAGAGGACCAAAACGCCUAACCCCGUGAGAGAAAAACAUGUCAGAGAAAAGCGAAUCCAAGAAGAACAUGGUGGAGUAAUGAGCUCGCCUAGAAAACGACAUCAGCAUUGGGUGAACUAUGAACAAAAGGAAACCGASGACCUUGAAUUCACUUAUGAGGCAGAGGCUCUGACCCUUUCACCUUUUCAAUCGCCAAGCAAGGGUWUGACACAUUCACACUUUAUGGUCCACCCACAAGACCUUCAACGACAGUCACCGUUGAAAGACAUGGGUAGUAGUGCGUUCAAGCCAACCAACAUAAAUGCACAAAAGCAAGGCCCAGCUCUGGAUGCUUUCUCAACAAAGUCCCAAAGGAAAGCUUUGUCAUACCCGCACACUCUGCUCAGCUCAAAUGACACCCAACAACCYGCACCCCUCAAAGACUUCAAACGUGCCUCCCAGACAACCAACAUAACUACACCAGUGAAAAGGUUGAAGUCAAUGGAAAAAUUGGAAUUUGGGGCACACAACAUUGUACACGAUGAAUCAGUUUUAAGGUCCGAAGUUGUUUUGGAUAGACUGCCAUGCCUGGAUUCUAGAGCAAAAACGUUUGUUCUUCUGAAAGAGAGAAGACGAAAAAGGGACCAAGAAGACGGCUAUCAAGUGAGCAGCCUGCAGGAUCCCAUGAAAGGAUGUGAGCGCAGCGUGUCGACCCCUGCACAACCCGCCGGGGGCACCGGAGAGGACACCAGUGUGAACGUGACCUGUAGUGUGCCCACUGGUCUAUCAGAGACCAGCAUUCCAUCGAGGCCAGAUGCCGGCCUCAGUCAGUGUGAGGUUUACCGUGACAAGCCUCCCCCCAGGCCCUUCCCAGACCUGGUGCACGACCCCCUCCUGCAGGUCUCACCGAAGAUCUCCAUCCCCAAGAAGCAGGAGGCUGUAUUCCAAGCCAAGCACAUAGCAGAGUCCACUGGAUCCAAUGUUACAGGGAUUCACCUUAGACACUGGCUCCUGAAGAGUAGGAACGACAGGUUUUAUGUGGAUGGUGUCCGUGAGGACAACAAGAUGCCCUGGCACAGCAACCUCAUUGCAAAGCGAAUCUCAACCAAACACCUGAAGACUACUUCUGGCAACAUUUACGUCCUGGUGGGAAAGAUGACCCCGGAUUUCAGCGGAACUG